AUGUCUGCGGCAGAUCCAGUCUCCGAGUCCGUCCCGGACGCUCUGUCCGAGGCCCUGAACGCCAGCUCCGGUAACGGCAGCGAGGCUCUGAACGCCACAGUCCGCUUCACGGCCACCCCGGAGGGCACGGCCCUGGCCUACGGAAGCCUGCUGUUCAUGGCGCUGAUGCCCAUCUUCUUUGGUGCCCUGCGCUCCGUGCGCUGCUCCCGGUCCAAGUGGUGUGGUGAGGAGGCGGAGGAGGACCCAGGCUCCAGAAAUGGAGGGGAAAUGCCGGAGACCAUCACAAGUCGAGAUGCGGCACGCUUCCCCAUCAUUGCCAGCUGCACCCUCUUUGGACUCUACCUUUUCUUUAAGGUGUUCUCUCAGGAGUACAUCAACCUGCUCCUGUCUCUGUACUUCUUCGUCCUGGGAGUCCUGGCUCUGUCCCACACCAUCAGUCCGUUGGUUGCUUCAGUUCUUCCAGCGUCAUUCCCAAACAACCCCUAUCAGCUGCUCUUCACCCAGGGCACAGGAGAGGACAAGGAGGAGAUUCUGAAUUAUGAGUUCGACACGAAGAGUCUGGUGUGUCUCGUGCUCAGUUCAGUGGUUGGAGUGUGGUAUCUCUUCAAAAAGCACUGGAUUGCCAAUAACCUUUUUGGUUUGGCCUUUGCCCUGAACGGAGUCGAGCUGCUGCACCUCAACAAUGUCAGUACCGGCUGCAUCCUGCUGGGGGGGCUGUUUGUCUACGAUGUCUUCUGGGUUUUUGGGACGAAUGUGAUGGUGACUGUGGCCAAGUCAUUCGAAGCUCCAAUAAAAUUGGUGUUCCCUCAGGACCUGCUGGAGAAGGGCCUCGGGGCCAGUAACUUUGCCAUGUUGGGUUUGGGCGACAUCGUGAUCCCGGGAAUUUUCAUUGCUCUCUUACUGCGCUUUGAUGUCAGUCUGAAGAAGAACACACGGACGUACUUUUACACCAGCUUCGUGGCUUACAUCUUUGGUCUGGUUCUGACCAUCUUCAUCAUGCACACCUUCAAACACGCUCAGCCUGCCCUCCUCUACCUGGUCCCUGCUUGUGUUGGGUUCCCGGUGGUUGUGGCUCUGCUCAAAGGAGAACUCACAGAAAUGUUCAGAUACGAGGAAGAGACGAGCGAAGAGGCCGGACCGGACUCCGAGGCAGAGAAAAAAGACCAGUAG
Knipowitschia caucasica is the source of this 1170-nucleotide messenger RNA. The record is from the annotation of a GenBank genome assembly. Lineage: Eukaryota; Metazoa; Chordata; Actinopteri; Gobiiformes; Gobiidae.